Etheostoma spectabile (orangethroat darter) is the source of this 5703-nucleotide messenger RNA. It is a transcript of the gene ctif, whose product is annotated as CBP80/20-dependent translation initiation factor. Gene Ontology annotation, biological process: regulation of translational initiation. The coding region runs from base 237 to 2426 and encodes 729 amino acids. Gene Ontology annotation, cellular component: cytosol. NCBI's taxonomy places the organism in Eukaryota, Metazoa, Chordata, Actinopteri, Perciformes, Percidae. The record is from RefSeq and is a predicted model, not a curated record. The transcript has 16 exons. Gene Ontology annotation, molecular function: protein binding; RNA binding; translation activator activity.
GUCAACGCUGCCAGCAAACCGGACUGAGCGUCACAUUCCUGCAUUCCCUUUUUCCUCAGACGUCGGAGAUCUAACCUAGCUACCAGUAGAUAGCUAAUCCUCAUCCCCACUUUUCUUUGUGGUAAAACACACCCAUGACACGGCGGAUUUGAUCUCAGGAGGUGAUCCCGGGUUCACCAGGAGUCAAAAUCUCUCUUCGGAUUUGAGGCCUCAGAACUUCUACCUACACUCCAUACAUGUUGUCAAGCCGGUCACUUUCCUCCUUCCCUUCCCCUCCUCCCCUUCCAACCGUCACAGCGCUGGUUGUCAUGGAGAAUUCUUCAGUGGCGUCUGCAUCGUCUGAGGCUGGAAGCACACGCUCACAAGAGAUUGAAGAGCUGGAGCGUUUCAUCGACAGCUAUGUGCUGGAGUACCAGGUGCAGGGGCUUCUGGGAGACAAGGCAGAUGGAGACUUGGACUUGGACAAUGAUGGCAAGGUGCCACAGUGGACAGAUGACUGUAACAACAAGAAAGAUGGCAGCUGGACGUCUUCACGGGGGAGAGGCUCCACCAAGCUAGACGAGUGGGAACAAAGCAGUAACGGCAGUACAGGUUCCCGGCCCAGUUCAGGGUCUAGACCAGGAUCUGGCUCACGCUCCGGCAGCAGAGGCAGAAACAACCAGUUCACAGGCCCUGCCAAGAAUGGGAACAUGGGCUCCUUUGACAUCCUGGGGACAGACAUAUGGGCUGCCAACACAAUGGACUCACGCGGAGGUGCAGGUUGGGACGUGCAGCCAGAGAAGCUGGACUUCAGCCAUUUCCACAGGAAACAUUUAAGAGGAACGCCAAAGCACCUGCCCCACAUUGACAGAGAGGGGAUGAACAAAAACACUUUUGAGGAAGAUGACGGCAUAGACAUGAACGACAUAGAGAAGUUUCUACCCCAUCUGCGCUCUAACUGUGACGAUGCCGUACAGGUCUUCCCACCCCUUCCUAAUGAGACUGAGAUUGCACACACCAAAAAGCUCUUCCGACGCAGGAGGAAUGACCGACGAGCGGUUGAUCAGUUCACCCGAGACCAGUUAACCAUUCUUCUGCCUUCUGGCCCCGGGGGAAAGCGCCAAGUCUCAGCCAGGAGACAGCAGCGGCCUCAGGGAGGAGGAGGAGGAGGAGGAGGAGGGAAGAACCAACCUCAGUUGAUACAGUCACCACAGCACCAGAGGGAUCAAACACAACUGUCUCCAAACAGACAGCAGCAGAAUUUAACAGAACUGGGAGAUAACAGAAACAGUAGUGCUGGUCGGCCACCUCGCCAGUAUCAAGGAGGACAUGGGCAGCGCCAAGGAGGACCCCCGCACCACGGAUACAGCCAGAACCGACGUUGGCACCACAAUCAGAAAGGUCAGGGGCAUGGAGAGACAACUGCUGCAGGUGAUAGAGUUCCCCCAAGAACAACCAAAGACAAAGAGACUGAGAAUGUAAAACCAUGUGACGAGCAGAUCAGACCACCUCAAGACUGCAACAGUAAGAGUCCCAAUGAAUCACCCAGACCUGAGUCAACACCCAAAACAAAUGUUUUCCCACCUCUGACAGUUAAAAAGGAAUCUCCCUGCCCACCAGGAAGUGGAAAGGCAAGCGAGGGCCAGUCGGAGCAGCCCAAAAUCAGCUUGCUGCAGUCGUCGAAGGAGAGGCUGAGGAGGAGACUAAAGGACAAGGAAGAGGCACAUGUGGAGGCGGCAGGCUCCGGAUCACAGAGCAUGGAUCGGCUGGUGGACCUUCUCAACAGCAUGAGGAGCAACAGCAGCGGUGUGGAGCAGCGGCUGGCCUCCUUCAUGGAGGAGGCGCAGUGCUCGGCGCGGUCCGAGGAAACCCUGGCUCAGGUGGUCAGUACCAUCUACUUCAAGGCCGUUUCAGACCGGAGCUUCGCCGCCACAGCCGCCAAGCUCUGCGACAAGAUGGCGCUGUUCAUGGUUGAGGGGACCAAGUUCAGAUCGCUGCUCCUCAACAUGUUGCAGAGGGACUUUGCCUGUCGAGAGGAGCUCCAGCAGUCCGAUGUGGAGAAGUGGUUAGGUUUCAUCACCUUCUUGUGUGAGGUGUUUGGCACCAUGAGGAGCAGCUCCGCGGAGCCAUUCAGGGUGCUGGUGUGUCCAAUCUACACCUGCCUACGAGAGCUGUUGGAGUCCACAGAUGUUAAGGAAGAUGCUGUCCUUUGCUGUUCCAUGGAGUUGCAGAGCAUGGGGUGUCUCCUGGAGGAGCAGCUCCCAGAGAUGAUGACAGAGCUUCUAGCAGCCGUCAGGGACAAGAUGCUUAGUCCGGUCGAAUCUCAGCUGACCCGCUCUCUCCUCAUGGAGGUCAUCGAGCUGCAUGCACACCGCUGGAGCCCCUUGGAGGCCCUCACCACCCAAUACUACAACCGUACCAUCCAAAAGCUCACCACCACUGCCUAGAGGCCAGCUCCCUCAUGAGGAAAGGAGACAACCCCCCCUGACGCCCCGAGGAAACAUUUUCCAGUGAGCAUCAAUCUGCUCUUGUAGUUUUACCAAAACACAGGAAUUUAAAAAUAACCUUACUCACUAAUUUAAAUAAAUACAUGCUUUACAUGGAUGUUGAACUUAAUUGUACAAUUUGCUCAUAUCUACCACAAACAAACCAUACACUAUCCACCAAACCGAUAGCCCUGAGCCAUCAAGGCAACACUACAUGUGGCGUUCAAACAAUGAAAAGAGGAUUUGCCAGACAUUUGAGAAAGCAGCAACGUAUGUACGGCCAGUAGGGGCGUGCUCGGCUACACAGAGUCCAGGAGCUCGUCAGGCUGUGGCCGCUGAGCGAUAAAGGAGGGAACAGACGACAGAGGGGUCACACAGGGGAGAGGAGCAGCCCGCCCGUAGGGAAUAGAGAGAUCUGUACCCAAAGAUGAAUGGGAGGGGGAGGUCAGGGUAGUCUAUGUCGGUCUCUUCAUUGUGUUCAUUUGCACACCACCCUCCCCCACUCUCUGUCUCUUUCUCCACCCCCUCCUUGGUCUCUCAGUUAGCCCCUGGGGUCUGUGUGGCUGAUAAAAGAGAGAGGAGGAGGCAGUGAGUAGACACAGUGCUGUCUGUCUGGGCCGUCUGCCCCGCCAGGCCAGGGACCAGGUCAAAGGGCCUCGCUCCCCAGCUCCCGCAGCUCCUCCUCGCCUUUGUCUCCCCCACUGCACACCCCCCAGCAGGAUGCCUUUUUGUGGGGAUGAGACAGCGGGCCUGCUGGGCCAGACUGGGCUGAGGAUAAGGAUCAGGAUGGCUAGAGUAGGGUGGCAGAUGGCUGCUUGAGCCCAUAUGAGACGACACACCCCUCUGGCACCCUAGCUCCCUGCUCCCCGAGCUCAGGCCGGUGUCAUCAAUAGAAGCAGUAGGAAUAUUGCAGUCAGGGGGGUUGGAGCAUUAGAAAAGCAUUAAAACAAACACUGCUGUCUGAUAAUUCUUUUGUUUUUGUCCUACAGGGGAAGGUCUCCUCUGUUAAGCCGUGCAUGUACAUGCUUUGUUGUCAUCUUUGAUAUGUUAUUAUAUUAUUUUUUAUAAUCAUUUAAUGUUUUUAUUGUUGUUUCAAGUCUUGUUUUUAUGAUAAAAUGUAUGUAUGAGGUAAUAGUGGUAGGCCUUAUUGCACAAGUUUGAUUUGUUUUGCACUGUUUUGCUUUUAAAAUUAAAAAAGCAAACGUUUGAAUUUGAAUCAGUGCUUGUGGUUUAAUAUUAAAAAUCUCAGUAGUGAGACAAAUGGUUGAGCAUAGUAAGGGAUUGUAGGACGUUUUAAUGGACUAGUGGCCUUGUCAUUUAUCCAUCUUCAUAAGAGCUCUCUUGUUUCGAGGCCUUCAGGGCCUGUGGCAGCAGAGGGCAUGCUGAGGACUAAACAGUUGGACAAAAUGACAUUCUGUUGCUGGAGGAAAAAAAAAGACAUUUGAAGAGGAAAAUAGUGAUGUGAUAACAAAAAAAAGAGCAUGGCAACACAGAGAAACAGAAGUGAAAUGCUUCUUAAAUAUUUCUCCUACUCAAGCCUAUCUUUGCAGUGGACAUUUUGCAAGUGUUUAAUAUAACCUGUGUAUUUUGAAGAUGACAAAAAGAAGAAAUCCUAUUGUAUGACCUCAUAAGCUUCAUGUGACCCUUAUUCCAGCUAAUGUGUGUACUAUGAUUUUGACGUACCAAGCCAAUCAUGUACCAUUUAUAAAUGGGCUCUAUAUAUAAUCUGCAUACAAGGAUUUAAAAUCAUUGGAAUAUAGGUUGAUCAUGCAACAGAGAUGUUACACAAAGACUGUGGUUGUGUGGCUAGAGUUUGGCCUUCCCAUGCAUUUCUAUCAGGAAGUAGCUCUUUGUUUGGGAAUAGUCGCACACACAAAAAUACAUGCAUAUAUGCACAUGCAUACACAUACUUAGUUUCCCAUUGAAUAUCUGUGGGCAGUUUUGUUUUUAUAUUAUUUUCUCUGUCUUGCAUCAAGAAUUAAAAAUCCUGUGUGGUAGAAACACACCCCAGAAGAUUAGUUAGAGGAGAAGGGUGAUUUUAAAGCUCACAAAUGUUUUUGGAAGUGCAGCCUAAUCGUCUAUUCAGUGUGUGUCUGCUUAAGAAGUGAUGUUUUAUUGUUUUAUUCUGUCUUUUGUUGUCUGAAUUUUGUUUCUAGGUUCCUGUUUAAAUUAUAUUUAGCUCAUUUAUGUAUACUUUCCCAUCCGGUGGGUUUUCACGACAUCUGAAACAUUUGUUAUACUUAGCUUGCUGUGUAAGUGUGGUAUUACUAUGUUUUAGUUCAUGAAAAGAAAAAUACUCAUCGGUGCGUUACCAUUAUGCAAAGAGCUACUCGCUCUCACAGCAGAUGGGGGCUGGUGGGGGCUUCCCCACCUUGCGUGCCCUUAGACCCCUCUGCUUGGGUCACAUGACUCACUCGACAAUUGAAUGAGACCCCAUUCGCAUAUUCUCAUGAAUAUUGAAAAACAAGGCUCUGGUCAGCAAACAGACAAGCUGUAGAUUUCGCAAUAGUGGUCAUCUUGUUUGUUUUGUUUUUCCAAGCAACUGAAAAAUAAACUAACAUGGAAAAAAUGAUGGGAUGGAACAAACUAGUGUGUUUUUAUGUCUGCUCACUUCACAUGGAAGUCAGUGUGGUACCAUGAAGAUAAUCAGACAUUACAAAGAAAACAAUGGUGCACACACUGUUUCCUCUGCCAUUACCAGAUAGACUGCUUAACUAAUCUUUGCACCACAGUAGGUCAUUAUAUACUAACAUCAUACAUGUGCAAACUGGAACUCCUCAUUUACAUGUCUUCGCCUUUACAUGGUCACACAUUAAAGAGACCACACUUCACACAACUGUGUGUUUUGCAGCACGUCCUUGGCCAGUGAUUUGCAUUUGGUUAGCCCUGACACUUGCCUGGGGCUCCCCAACUCUGGGCGUCCCAACGGGAGCUCUCUGUGCGAGUUUCCUCCCCACUGAGGGACCCGUCCCUGGAACCUAUAGGACGUCCUUUUAGCACUCGUCCACAUUAAUCAACAUUAUCCCAUGUGCACUUUAAAUUUGCCAUCAACACCAUGAGAAGCUUUGUUUUCUUAUUCUCAGUUUUGUCCUUGAAGAGAUGGAUUUAUGACACUGGUUUUGUUUCACAAACGAAUAACAGGAGUAAGCAAUCUUUUAAACACAAUACAAACUGGGAUAAUAGGGAAGAUAGACCACUACAGUUAUAGACCAAUUCAUGCAGCAAAAGCAGCAUAAAG